AUGGGUUCCGACGACUCCCUGCCUUCAAUCCAAACUCUAGUCGAGACGAUGCACGCCCGCGGUAUCCUCUAUCAUAUCUUGGGUCCCGUGGAAUUGAGUAGGCGCAUCUCGGCCAUUGCCGCUAAGAAUAAUCUCGGCGACCCCACGGCGCCCACGACCUUCCAUGCAUUCGUUCAGUCGUGCUACUAUCACGGCGAUCAUAGGCCACGCAUCCCUGUCGUACACAACGCCAUUGCCUUCUAUGCGUGCUUAUCGUCGGACCGUAACAAUAUCCUCACCCUGGACUGGUAUGCAUACUCGUAUUGUGGUCAGAAUUGGUACAUCAUCGACGUAGAGACGGACGACCUAUCACGUAUCGUCCCACUGCGUGUCUACUCCCCAUACCAUUCAAGUGCGCCUCGACGUACUGCCGCAGUUCUCGACAAAUCCCAACCCCUCCCAUUCUGGAUCGUGAGACGCGACGGCUUGGGUGUGUCCUUGGUGUCGGACGAUCUCUUCAUGCUCAGGCAUGAUGGCAUGCAGUUUCAAAACAUCGCUGGAGGGACACGGACCACAGUCAUGAUCCAGUGGCCGGGUUACCCGCGCUGGAAAUCGCAAAUCAGAAUGGGACCGACCAAGGAACACAAGUCCGAGGACUACACCUACAGGCGACUUGUAAGUCAGGUUCGGGCCAAGAUCCGCAAGUUCAUAACGGAGCACAUAAACAUUGCAAGCGAAGACCCGCACUGGGCGGUCGGAGACGCGGGCAGUGGUCGAAUCGCGGCUCAUGAUCUCAUUCUACUCGCCAUUAUUGAAGUGUCCCAAGGUGCAGUGAUGCCGAUCCUAAAACUUCGCGAUGAUUUCGUAUUCGCAGACUCGAUCCCGCCGGCGACGGCGCUGAAUACUCCGGCGAUGGUCCCACCCUCCGACACUCAAAGCUCAUCUCACUUCCCGUUUCCCGCCUUUCCUUCCGGAGCGUGCAUGCCCGAUAUAAAUGGGCUUGAUUAG
Peniophora sp. CBMAI 1063 is the source of this 987-nucleotide messenger RNA. The record is from the annotation of a GenBank genome assembly. NCBI's taxonomy places the organism in Eukaryota, Fungi, Basidiomycota, Agaricomycetes, Russulales, Peniophoraceae.